Molecule: messenger RNA, 1623 nt
Organism: Rodentolepis nana
Lineage: Eukaryota; Metazoa; Platyhelminthes; Cestoda; Cyclophyllidea; Hymenolepididae
Source: the annotation of a GenBank genome assembly
AUGCCAGACAUCAGUUUAAAAUUAAAGGCACCAAAUAAUGAGAAGUCAGUUACCGUGAAAGACGAUGGAACAGUUAAAGAUCUACGCGCGGAAGCUGGUAAGGCUUUUGAAGUUUCCCCAACUCGAGUGUGUUUAAUCUACGCUGGCAAAAUUUUGAAAGAUGAAAAUUCCCUUUCUGAACACAAAAUUCACGACGGUCUGACAAUUCACGUUGUCAUUAGACAAGAGCAAAAUCCAGGUGCACAAGGAGGCUCUUCUACAACGACUGCAUCUGCUAAUCUAGCAAGUCCUUCCACGACACAAACUCGUCCGUCUGGAGCCUUUGAUCCUCUUGGCACGCAGGCUGCAAGCAUCUUCGGUUCUGGUGGUGUUAAUUCUUCUAGCUUCGCCUCCAUGCAACAGCAAAUGCAACAACAGGUUAUGCGUAAUCCAGAGUUGCUAAGAAAUGUCAUGGAAAGUCCGCUAGUUCAAUCUUUGAUGAGUAACCCCGAGGUUAUGCGUUCCAUCAUGCAGUCAAAUCCACAAAUGCGGGAAAUAAUGGAGCGGAAUCCGGAGCUGGGCCAAAUGUUGACGAAUCCAGAAAUUCUUCGCCAAUCCAUGGAAAUUGCUUCGAAUCCUGCCCUUGUUCAAGAAAUGAUGAGAUCAUACGAUCGGGCUGUUCUUAACCUUGAAUCUAUUCCGGGUGGUAGUGGCCACCUUCAACGAAUUUAUCAGGAUGUUCAAGAGCCUAUGCUUAAUGCUUUGCAUGGCGGAGAUAACAAUCCAUUCGCUGACCUUGCUGGAAGUACAAAUAGAACUGCAGCGCCAUCCAAUGAACCAAUGCCAAAUCCUUGGGCAUCCCAACAACCACUGUCUGAAACCAGCACUUCGGUGUCUGGUACUACCGGAACAACUGGUACUACCACUGGUAAUGGGUCAUCAGCUACCACCAAUCCAACAGGAGUAUCACUUCUUGGCGGAAUUCCUUUCAGUCCUGAUGCCAUAUCAUCUGCUUUUCAAGCACCCUAUGUUCGAUCAAUGCUUGAUUCUAUGGCUAGCAGCCCCGAGGCGUUUGAAGCCUUCCUUUCAGCAAAUCCCCUUUGGAACGGAAGCAAUAUGGAACCUGCCUCUCGUGAGCAGGUGCGCCGAAUGCUUCCACAAUUCGCUCGCCAAAUGUCUCGUCCUGGUUUCGUCAACAUGCUUUCGAACCCAAGAGCUAUGAGUGCAAUGGCUCAAAUUCAGGAGGGUUUGAGGGUCUUGCAACAAGAAGCCCCAGAUGUGUUUGCUUCAAUGACGAAUUUGAGCAAUGCAACUGGUAUUAGCGGUCUAUUUAGUGGCGCAACUGAAAGUGCUGGUUCUGGUGAGGUAGCUCAAUCUGAGAGUGGCACUACUACUGCUGCUGCUACAUCUGGAAAUGCUGGAAGUGCUGAAUUAGCUACAUUAAUGGCUAGUUUGCUUAAUGUUGCUCCAUCUAGCCAGGAUUCAGCUGCUUCUCAACUGCCUCCUGAAGAAAGGUAUAACGCUCAAUUACAAACUCUUGCCAACAUGGGUUUUGAUAAUAGGACGGCCAACCUACAAGCCCUCAUUUUGACUCAUGGAGAUGUGAAUGCGGCAGUAGAAAGGCUCCUGGAUCAAGGACAUUAG